Indicator indicator is the source of this 915-nucleotide messenger RNA. It is a transcript of the gene PIANP, whose product is annotated as PILR alpha associated neural protein. The transcript is spliced from 5 exons. The record is from RefSeq and is a predicted model, not a curated record. NCBI's taxonomy places the organism in Eukaryota, Metazoa, Chordata, Aves, Piciformes, Indicatoridae. Bases 1 to 915 code for a protein of 304 amino acids. Gene Ontology annotation, cellular component: membrane. Gene Ontology annotation, biological process: regulation of immune response.
AUGGAGCCCAGUGCCUGCAGGAUGCCUCCACUCCUCUCCUGCAUCCACUCCCUGCAACUUUGGCAUCUCCUCCUCCUGGUCUCAGCUGUCCCUCCUGCUGGCGUCUGGUCUCUUCGCUCUCGGGGCCCGGCGGCUGCUCGACCUCUCUGCACCCGUCGGAGCUCCUCAGCUCCGCGGCCCAUUUGCAUCUGGGACAGGACCUCAGUGCCAGAGAGGGAUUCUCGCUUUGCCCUGCCCCGCCAGCGGGCCCCGGCACAGCAGGCAGGAGAGCUGCGGCACGUCAUGAGGCUGCGGCGCCAGGCGCCGGGGGCUCGCCCGGCCACCCCCUCUGGCUUUGAGGACGGAAUGCCUUCCUCCCAGUACCCCUGGGCCAUUGUUUGGGGCCCCACAGUGUCAGACGAGGACGGAGGAGACACCAACUCAGCCAACCCAGGCUUCCCGCCGCUGGGAUACACCUUCGUGUCGCCACACGGGAUGGCAACGGCGCAGCCCAACUCCCACUCGCUCCUGCACAAUGCGGGGCUCAACCUGCGAGAGACGCCGGCCACCCUGCGGCCCUUCUUGUUCGGGCCCCGGGGGGAAGGUGUGGACCCACAGCUGUACAUCACCAUCACCAUCUCCAUCAUCAUUGUCCUGGUCGCCACUGGGAUCAUAUUCAAGUUUUGCUGGGACCGUAACCAGAAACGCCGGCGGCACUCCGGGCAACAGGGCGGUGGCAGGCAGCAGGAAAGCCAGCAGCCCCUCACGGACCUCUCCCCCACCACCAUCAGCAUCCUGGGGCCCUACAGUGACUCCCUGGCCCCCACACCCAAGGCAGAGGAGUCCAGGCAGGGCCAGGAGGGUGUGGAGAAACUGGGGGACCACAGGAAAAGCACAGCCUUCCAGCUCAACCGAAUCCCACUGGUGAACCUGUGA